Messenger RNA from Spizellomyces punctatus DAOM BR117, 636 nucleotides. RefSeq lists its product as uncharacterized. The coding region runs from base 1 to 636 and encodes 211 amino acids. The record is from RefSeq and is a predicted model, not a curated record. Lineage: Eukaryota; Fungi; Chytridiomycota; Chytridiomycetes; Spizellomycetales; Spizellomycetaceae. The transcript is spliced from 5 exons.
AUGCAAAGCAUUUCGACCACUGUGCCCAUUCGCCGCACGAUAACAUCUUCUGGUCCAUGGCGAAGAAACUUGCAAGCAAGGGCACUAAAGACAGUAGUGAAUGCAAGGCCACCCAUUCGCGAGUACUUUUACUACAUUGAUGUCCAUGGGCAGCUGUUUUUGCAUGAUACUGUUCCUCGAAACUUUACAACAUGCUUCAAGGAUAAACGGUUUCUCGAUUUCUUCUUUUCACGACUCCGUUUGAAUGACUUGCAGCAAGCUCACGCCCGAGAUGGCUAUCGAUAUGUGAGCCCGUGCGGACGGGAGAUGAAUUAUGUCCAGGCGGAGGAUGCUCCGAUUGUGUUUCAAGAUUUAACGCCAGAUGGCUCUCAGCUCACGUACGCAGGUUCACAUGUCCACCCCUUCUCGCCCUCCUCCCUCUACAUGUCCGCCACAUCUGGUCGUCUUUAUCAUCCCCUCCCUUCUGCCCUGAAUCUAUCGCCAACGUGGAUGCUGGACGACAGGCGAACGUCGAUACCACCACUAGGUCUCCUUCGGUCUUCUCUAGUGCUAGCAAAACUAUUUGAUAAACUUAAUGUGGAGAAUGGGAGUGUGCAGUGGAAUGGACGGGAAUUCCCCCUUCAUGUAAUUGAUUAG